Molecule: messenger RNA, 3468 nt
Organism: Hyalella azteca
Lineage: Eukaryota; Metazoa; Arthropoda; Malacostraca; Amphipoda; Hyalellidae
Product: ATPase family AAA domain-containing protein 2B
Exons: 11
Coding region: 14-1747 (577 amino acids)
Biological process (GO): positive regulation of transcription by RNA polymerase II
Cellular component (GO): nucleus
Molecular function (GO): ATP binding; ATP hydrolysis activity; chromatin binding
Source: RefSeq, a predicted model, not a curated record
UGGAAAAACAUUGAUGGCCCAAGCUCUCGCAAACGAAUGCAGUCUUGGAGAGAGAAAAGUUACUUUCUUUAUGCCAAAAGGGUGGGUGGGCGAGUCCGAGAGACAGCUUCGACUUCUCUUUGAUCAGGCGUACCAGCUGCGUCCUUCGUUGAUUUUUUUCGACGAUAUUGACGGUCUCGCCCCCGUAACAUCGUCUCGACAAGACCAGAUACACUCGAGCAUCGUGUAUACGUUGCCGUUGCUACGGUUGCUGGUCUGGAUGAAUGGCCUGGAGAUAAUGGUUAUCGGCGCCACGAACAGGAUCGAGGCUAUCAACCCAGCACUCAGGGGGUCUGGGAUGUUUGAUUGUGAACUCUACUUCCCUCUGCCGUCUCUCCAGGCUCUUAAGCACAUGUUAUCCCUGCAAACGAGCCUGUGGCAACCUCCACCAACCGAUUACCUGCUGAAGAACCUGGCAGAUCAGACAUCGGGGUACUGCAGUGCUGACCUCAAGAGUAUGUGCUGCAAGGCCGUCCUUGCCAGUCUACGCAAACAAUACCCGCAAGUCUACGAGUCCACCGUCAAACUUCAGCUCUAUGUCAACUCUUUCGUCGGGCGAUUCCAUCACUCCCGCAGCGCUCUGGGCCACAUCGCGAGGAUCGCGAUGCGGCCCGCCCCCGCCGCCCAGAGAUCGCGAGGCAGCAUCGGGGAACCACUUCAGCCUGAAGUUCGUCCUUUGUUACAGGCCACGUUGCAAAAAAUAUUGCUCCACUUGGAACAGAGUUUCCCACGUGGCCCGACUCCAAACUACAGCGAUGAUCGUCGCGUGCUCUACAGGCCGCGGCUGUUGCUGGUAGGCAACGGUGAUCUCGGGCAGAGCAGUGACUUGGGUCCGGCUAUCAUACACGCCAUGGAUAGCGUGCCUGCACACAAGCUCAACUUUACAUCGCUCUAUGAAUACUCCUCUCGAACUCCUGAGAAGGCUGUCGUGGAGAUAUUCCACGAAGCGAGUUCGCGUCCUCCGUCAAUAAUCUUUAUGCCUCAUUUUGAUGACUGGGUUGAGUCAACAGACGAGUCCGUCCGGGCGAUCUUCUUUUCACUUAUGGAAGACUUGAAACCCGGCACUCCGGUGCUGCUUCUAGCGACCUCUCACAGACCUCUGGCUGAAGUGGAUCCUAGAGCCUUGGAGCUUUUCAACGUUCACUACGGAGAGGUGAUAACGUUAAGCAACCCAACUCGAAAAGAGCGUGAAGAAUUCUUCAGACCGCUCUUCUACAAUCACAUGGUCAAACCUAAGGCGCAUUGGACGUGCACUUGUGCAAGGCAGCUGUACAACGCCGAGCUGUCGAGCGAUGACAGUGAGGCUACCUCCUCCGUCCCUGUGCAAUCGACUAUCGCAUCUUCCACCACGACGGGCGCCGCUAACCAACGCUCUGCGUUGGUCGCUUCCAUUUCUGCUGCAGUUGCAGAAAUGUCAACCUCCAGAAAUCUCACGCUGGAUCUGGAGCAGGACGCCACCACAGUUUCAGCAAGCGAGCGUGGGGAGGAAAGCAGUGUUGUAAUCGAUUACUCUCAUCUUGACGCCGUUUUCGAAAGCUUUGUCUCAGGUUCCGCAGACGCGAACGUCAGUCAACUCCGCGUCAUGUACACUUACAUUUUCUACCUGUUUCAAAAGCAUGCUUCUGUCAGUUACAAAGCCCAGCUAUUGUUGGAAUCGGCGGCUGAGAUUUGCAAGUUUUUCCAGUUCAAGAAAACGUCACGGCAAUGAAUAACGCUACUACCAACUGAUAUCGUUCAUGGGCUCCUUGGGAUAUAAAUAUUUCUAUUGAAAAUAAAAUCACAUCUUAGCUUGUCAUGCUGAAAUUCAUGCUUGUCAUGAAUUUUGCUUGUCAUGCUGAAAAUUUGUUUGAGCUUAUCUUUCAUUAAAUUUUCUCAUAGGUUAUUGCCCGAUAUUCUUUAUAAUAAACAACUUUCUUUAGUUCCAUGUAAGCUACUGGAAUUUCUCAUUUUGCAAGUAGGUACCGUGUUUUGUGUCUUAGUGCAUUGAGCAUAAUUAGUACCUAAUAUUUUUGAACAGGAGAUUUUGUAUUUAAUAUGUAUCCAGACGUACGUACCAACCCAGCAGCCGUUUCUGACGAGCUUUAGAGAGAAAUAUGAUUAGUUCGUAUAUGCUCCUUGUUGAUUCAACUAAUAUUUAACUUGAGGUAAGAUUCCAGGCUGUGUCAGGCUGUGUCAAAAGUGUGCCUGUGUCUUGGCACGGCGCCUGUUUGUGUUACAGUUUCUAUCUCUUGGCUAUUUUAUUACGUAAGUUGUAAGCGUUGUGGUAAGUUCUGCUUAUUUAUUUCGGUUCCACUUAUUUUGUUGCUCGAUCAGCGUAUGAUUCGGAGUUAAAUAUAUUGUAAGUUGAUGCGUGAGCAAGAGAUAUGUUCCAGAUCUUUAUUUGCCGUUCAUUAUAUUAAACUUGCUCUUUGUGCCGAUCUCAUUAUGACAUCGAUUUUAGGAAUCUCGAGCGUAAUAAAAUCACUGGAUAGAAGAGUUUUCAUUUUUUUUUGCGAUUACGGACAUCUCGUUAAUACUAGGUAUUUAGAGGUCUACUAACGGUCGAAUACUAGAGCUAGUUUGUUAUUACGUGUCGUUAAGUUCUGACAAUACUUCUAUUUUGUUGCCAAAGACGAAAGCUUUCACUUGUGUUUUCCCGAAAAGUCAUAAAUCGCCAUGUGUUGCAUCUCAUUUGUAAAUUUUGUCCAUUUAUCCUAAGAUUUAAAACGUGAUCAACACCUUUGCUCAUAUAGUAAAUAGCCAUGCCAUUCACCUUAAAAUUCUCUGUUUCUCUCGUGUCUUCCUUAUUUUCCGUCAUUCACGAAUGAUCUCUUAGGUUUCAUUUCAUCACUGCAGCAUCGCUUGAAUUUCUCUGCUCUUCAUAUCCUAAUUUACGUGCGUUACGCAAAAUGAUUUAUGUUUUUGCUCAAAGCCUAUUGUUGGUUGCCGGAAGUUGCUGGGUUAUUUUAGGUUUAAUUUACAUUACAGGAUUUACAUUACAUGUUAUUUUUACUGUGUUUUGGACUAUGCCUGCGGGCAAUCUUUGUCUUAUUCCGCGCGCAGGGAGUUAGAUUUUUACCGCCAUCGUUUUUUUAAUGAAUGCUUUUUUCUUAUAUUGGUUUGCUAGAGAGACUUUCAGCUCCUGCCUUAUUUUGUACUUGAUUGCGUUACUUCUCUUAAGAUUGCAUCUACUGAUUAGAUUUCUUUCAUAAAAAAUAAACCAUUUUUAUAGUAAAAGUUAACUUAUGAGUAUCUGUAAUUAACCAUUACUGGAAAUUUAGUUUCAUUCAUCUUCAACUUUCAAAAUUUGUACAAUCUAAUAUCUUGUAGCCAACUUUCUCUUGCUUUUGAGCUACCGAUAUAUAGACCAGAAAUGUUGCGCCUAUUGAACUGUGUUCAUCAUCGACUGCCCGACUUUUUUUCUUUCAAAUAAAAUAUUGUAGAAUUACC